Molecule: messenger RNA, 1833 nt
Organism: Neoarius graeffei (lesser salmon catfish)
Lineage: Eukaryota; Metazoa; Chordata; Actinopteri; Siluriformes; Ariidae
Gene: best2
Product: bestrophin 2
Exons: 9
Coding region: 1-1833 (610 amino acids)
Molecular function (GO): chloride channel activity
Source: RefSeq, a predicted model, not a curated record
AUGACAGUAACGUACACGGCAUGUGUGGCGAACGCGCGCUUCUGCGGCUUCUCCAAGCUACUGCUGGCCUGGAAGGGGAGCAUCUAUAAAGUUCUCUACAAGGAGUUUCUGGCUUUUUUUGCCAUGUACACUGCUAUCAGCAUCACGUACAGAUUCUUUCUUACGGAUGAGCAGAAGAGAUACUUUGAAAAGCUCUCAAUUUACUGUAACCAUUACGCCAGCCUCAUCCCAAUGUCUUUCGUCUUGGGUUUCUACGUGACCGUGAUACUGAACCGCUGGUGGAGUCAGUACACGUCGAUCCCGCUGCCGGACCGGGUGAUGUGCGUGCUCUCGGGCAGCGUACAGGGCGAGGACGAGCGUGGAAGACUGCUGCGGCGCACACUCAUGCGCUACACCAGUCUGUCUGCUCUGCUCAUCCUGCGCUCCAUCAGCACCGCCGUCUUCAAGCGCUUUCCCACCAUGGACCAUGUGGUGGAGGCGGGAUUUAUGACACGGGAGGAGAGGAAGAAGUUUGAGAGUCUGCACUCUCCCUAUAAUAAAUACUGGAUCCCGUGUGUGUGGUUCACUAACCUGGCCGCCGUGGCUCGAUGUGAAGGCCGAAUCAAAGACAAUAACACUUAUAAACUGCUGAUGGAGGAGCUGAAUCAGUUCAGAGAGAAAUGCAGUAUGCUCUUCCACUAUGACAUGAUCAGCGUGCCGCUUGUUUACACACAGGUGGUGACAUUAGCGGUGUACAGCUUCUUCCUGGUGUGUCUGAUUGGCCGCCAGUUUCUGGACCCAAGCCAGGGUUAUCCAGGUCACGACCUCGACCUCUACGUCCCCAUCUUUACCCUGCUCCAGUUCUUCUUCUACGCUGGCUGGCUCAAGGUAGCAGAACAGCUGAUCAACCCAUUUGGUGAGGAUGAUGAUGAUUUCGAAACCAACUGGCUCAUAGACAGGAACUUCCAGGUAUCAAUGAUGGCAGUAGAUGAAAUGUACGGUGAUCUGCCCAAAAUGGAGAGGGAUCGCUACUGGAACGACUCGAACCCUCGGCCCCCCUACACCGCUGCCACGCUCUUCGUCCUCCGCAAACCCUCCUUCCAGGGCUCCACCUUCGACAUGGCAAUUCCUAAGGAGGAGAUGCACUUCCAGCCUCUGGAAGAAAUCGCGGAGAACCUGGAAGAAUCCGCGACUCGCAAUCCCAACUUCACUUUGUUUAACCGACUCCUUAGCUCCACCCCUUCUCCCACCAGCAUUGUGAGUGGAGCCUUCAGAAGAACCUCUACUCAGAUGCAGCGAUUGACCCAAUCGGUCAGCCCUGACUCCUCCUACUCUGAUGGUGAGGAAGGAGAGGUGGAAAGAUACGUCGGGCGGAACGAGGGCGCAGGAGGAUCACUACCGUCGGGUUUAGGAAACGACACCCAGAGCACCACCUGCAGCUGCAGAGGAACCUGCGAUACACACACUCCUUUCUCUGUGCAGGAGUUUAACCUGAGUCAAGCGAUAAACAGUGGACCAGAAAAUGUGUUGAAGAAUGAAAAAGAACCAGCGAUGCUGAAGAUACCUCCAUCUUUGACACGAGUGCGGAAGCAGAAAACGAAGCCAAAGUUUCCACCUUCACCCAACGCCAACCGCUCCACACCAGACUUCUCCUCCUUCCAGACAAUCAGAGACCAGGCUAAGGUCAUGACCCCACCAUUGACCAAUGGAAAUGCACUGUCAGGUAUGAUGCUCUUGACAGUUCCCUCAUUUCCUGAAGCACCACAAUGGGCAUCUGAAGAAUACAAACAGCGCCAGCGCAGCAUCAGCAUGGGCUCAGAUGUCAACUGUUUGUCCAACAAGGCGGAGGAAUGA